AUGAAAUGUGAUCUUCUUUCAAGAUGUGAUGCAACAAACAUAAUACUCAACAUUUUCAAGUUUUAUAACUGAAAACUACCGUAGUAGAUUUUUCAAACUGUCUAAAAUUAAUAAAUAAAAAUGAUGUUAUUGACUAUGAAAACAAUUUAAUUAGUGAGUAUUUAUAAAGGAAUGUAAGAUAUUUGUUAAUUAAAUUAAUAAUAUUAUUUAAAUUAAUUUUUAAUAUUGUAUCAAGGUCGCUGCAGUUUCUUUUAAAGAAAACCAAUAUUCCAUAGUAUUUCCAACACCAUUAAUACACCGUGAUGAUUUUGAUAAUAAUAUAAUCACUGAUGAUUUUGAUAGUCAUGUUAUUACUUUUGAUAAGUUUAAUUCAGAACAUAAUUUGUUUAUUGUAAUGUGAGACUAGGGGUUAAUAUUUUCAUCAUUGUGUACAUGGCAAGUUUUUUAGAAAUUCAGUGUGCUGCUUGUUCCACUGUAUUGGUACCUGUUAUAGAUGGUCCAGAGCCUUUUUGAGUAUGUAUAUCUUUCCUGGAAUCUUAUCCUUCUGGCAUGUUCAUGAAGAUAUUUUUUUAUUAGUUUUCAUCUAGGCAGUCUUCAUAUUAAAAAUCAUGAUCUUCAUUUUUCUUUGAGCAGUCAAAAAUUUCAGAAUUUCGCUGACAGUCCCUAGUCCUACCACCAAUCUUGUUUUAUGUUUUCAUCGUCAUUUAUCUUAAUAAUUCAUCCACCUGUAACAAUUUCUUUUCCACUUGCAUAAUUUUCAUCCACUAUUUAUUAUUUUUUUCAAAAACUGCUUUUAGCCUUGAUUUUUGCCAUUCUUGUUUUUCAGGAAUUUUCUUGCAUUCUGUGUAACACGAGAGCUUUAUUAUCAUUAUAGAUUACAUAAUUUUUGAGUUUUAGUGGCAGCUUUCUUUGUUUUUUUGGUUGUUACAUGACAUGUUCUUGAUGUUCUCUAUCUUGUUCUUGAUUUUUAGUUCCUGAUUCUCCAUCAAUUUCACUUUCAGUGUCUCCUGUGUCUACAGUGUGUAAUCGUUCGUUGGAAAUAUCCUAUAACUGCACAUAUUAAAUAUAUUUGAAUUCUAUUUAUUGGGUACCUAACAAACUUUGUCACACACAUAUUAACUAAUUAAACUAUUUUUAUGCUAUUUAAUUUCACGCAUGCAUACAGCAAAUUUUUGUAUAUGGAAAUCUUUUUUUUUGGGUAAUUAUUUUCAGUCUUAUUUUUUUAUGAAUUUAAAUGGUCAAACCAACUUUCUAUGUUAAAAAAUAACCGAGUUAUGAAUAUUUAAAUGUUUGGUAUUAUUUGUUGAUAUUUUUGAAUUAUUCACCAAUUUGAUUUUUUUACACCUCAUAUCUUCUAGGGCUAUUUUUAGUACCUACUAUGGGGGAGGGAUAAUCCUCUUUCUCUACUGAAACUUACUUUUUUUUUGUAAUUUGUCUCUUAAAAUUACAAUUAUAAUUACAACUUAUAUCAAACGUGUAUAUAGCCAUAACUUCGCUAUUUUUUAAUAUAGGAAGUUUUUUGUCCAUUAAAAUUCAUAAAAAAAUAAUCGGUCAAAAAAAGGAGUGGGUUGUUGCCAUUUAAUAAAGGUUGUUAUGCACUUAAGCAAAAUUAAAUAUCAUCAAAAUAGGUUAAUUAGUUUCAAUUAGUUAGUUUAAUAAAUGUGUUGCAGUGUACAAACUUUACUCCACGUGCAAUUUUCUAGGUAGGAGUCAAACAGUCUUGUUAAUAAGAAUGCUGUUUAUUCUUUCUGAUGUGCAACUGUGUUGAAGAGUGUAUGCUAAAGUGUAGUUUAAAACAAUUUCUUUAUUCUUGCACCAUGUUUUAAAACAGUUGCUGCUGUACUCACCUAUAUUAUCACAACUUAUUUUGGAUGUCUUUAAAUUGAAAUGGGUUUCAGAUUCAUUUAUGAACUCUUUCAAACAUUUUUGAACUUCAUUCUUUUAUUUCAGCUGAUACACUUUCAAAAAAUGAGAAUUCAAAAUUGCCAUUUAUGUUGUAGCUGAUAUGUCCAAGCUUCUUGUGCCAAUUCUCUAUGAUUCUUGAAGUAGCAAGAGCUUUUUAGUGUUUCUUGAGUUUUCUGUAUUCACUAAAUAGAGACUAUUGUUAGUAUUGUAUCCUUGUAACAACACUCCAUUAUUAUUGAAAAUAUAAACUUAAUAUUUGUGAACAAGAUUUCUCCAUCAUGCUCAAUGAUUGCAUUUACUGACACAGAUUUCUGCUCAGUUCUGAUACAUAUUAUGUAACAUUAUUGUAAAUAACAUCAUUUAUUUAAAUAAGUAAUAAGUUCAUCUAUUAUAUCAUGUUUUGUCACAUUUAUUAUCACUGGUUCUUGUAUUUUUGCAUUCAGGAGAAUGAUUUCUUGAUUUGCUAAAUAAGCAUUGCAUGCAUUAUCAACAACAAAUUCACCUUUAUUGAAAUCAAUUAAUUAUUUUCACUUAUAUGCGUUUCAGUAAGAAAACUGACUUUCUUUUUUGAUGUCUUUAUUUUUGAAGUUGGAGAAGUAGUUUUCCUUUGUGAAAUUUGUUUUCUUGCAAAUGGUACAAAGUGAAAACAGUUUGUUUUUCUCGUCUUUCUCCUUGAAAAAACAGUUCUCUUAUGGGUGAUUUCUUUCCUUACAGAUUCGGCAUGGAAGAUUCUGAUAAAAUAAUUGUGAUUUUUUUUGUCAUGAUUAUUCUUUAUUAUUUUUCUUAGAUUUUUGAAAAUUCUUUUUGAAAACCUUUUAGAAGAUCUACUUUCUUUGAUAAUAUAGACUUUAAAAUAUCAAGGUUUUUGUUCCUACCUGUAGUAGAAUCCCAGGCACUUAUAAAAUAUUUAUACUUAUCUGAAAGAAUAGUUAUGAUUAAGGCUCAGAACUUAAUGCACUUAAAAUCCACAAAUAAGGGCUUCAAGCCAUUAAAAAAAAAACCCAAAAACCUUUGAAACAAAGCACUUUUAGCAUAACAAACAUUAUUAGACCAUAUUGUAGAAGGUUUUAAAUAUUCCCUGUCUAACGAUUCUAAAUUAUUAAAUAUAAUUUUCUAACACUACAAAAAUUAUUAACAAAAAAUUAUUUUGUUUGAAUAAAAUUGUAUGUAUUUGAAAAAAAAAAUAACGUUGGGUAAACUUUAAUUUUGUAGUGUUAGAAAAUUGUAUUAGAUAAGUUAAAGCCGUUAGAAGAGGAACAUUUAAAUCUUUCUAUCGUUUUUCAAAUAUUCAUCAAGUGCUUUUUUGACGUUUUUAAGUGGUUUUUUAUGGAUUUUAAGUUCCGAGCACUAGUCAUGAUUUCUGUUAUCAUCGCUAAUAUUUUUUCUUGUAGUUUUCAGCCUGAAGACAAAUAUUUUGAACGAACCUUACGUUAGUCAUAACAUCACGUAA
Molecule: messenger RNA, 3355 nt
Organism: Cinara cedri
Lineage: Eukaryota; Metazoa; Arthropoda; Insecta; Hemiptera; Aphididae
Source: the annotation of a GenBank genome assembly